CACCAUGGCUGACACCAGAAUACCGCACCAGCCGCUAAAGCUACUAGACAACAAGACUGAACACAAGUUUGCCCUCCCGGCGAAGUGUAUUCAUGACGGCGAAGAUGUCUCGUUCUUUCUCACUACGAAGGCGUACAGCGAUAUCAUGACUUUUUUAUUUCAGUUGAAUGCUUCUAUGUUUCCAAGAAAGGCUACACAAGAAGAUUCAGUGUCACAGACCGUAGAGGCCUGGAAGCUGAAUGAUCCCAGAGUCCCCUUGUCUCCAAUAACACUUAAGCUGAGCCAGCUCUUGGAGAAACUGGCUAGCUUUAUCGAUGAAGUACCCCCAGAUACUGGGCCGCGCAGAUUCGGCAACGUCAGCUUCAGAAAAUGGUAUGAGUUGGUUAAAGAGAGGCUGCCGGCGUUGAUGGAUGAAUAUCUUCCUGCUGAGAUCUUGGCUCUAGGUGGUGGCGAUUCUGAAGGCACGUCUGCUAAAACCGAGCUAGAAGCCUAUCUGUAUGGCAGCUUUGGCAGCUCUCAGCGGCUAGACUAUGGCACUGGGCAUGAGCUCAGCUUUCUUGCCUUUCUUGGCUGCUUGUGGAAGCUCGGCGCGUUUCCUCGAACAGAAUCUGGUGUGGAGGAGCGAGGCAUUGUGCUCGGCGUUAUUGAACCCUAUUUACAACUGGUUCGGCGCCUAAUUCUGACGUACACACUCGAACCGGCGGGGUCUCACGGCGUAUGGGGCUUAGACGACCAUUCAUUUCUUCCUUACAUCUUUGGCUCUGCACAGCUGUCUCCAGCAAUACGUGCCCCGGCAGAUAUACCCGCCGAGGGCUCGUUGCCAAAUGCUCCCAAUCCUCCUGAUGUGGCAAAGGCCGAUGUUGUUGGACGCGAAAGGAAGACCAACAUGUACUUCAACGCAAUUGGCUUCAUCUACGACGUCAAGAGAGGCCCGUUCUGGGAGCACAGCCCCAUUCUGUUCGACAUUUCGGGAGUCAAGGCAGGGUGGGCAAAGAUCAAUAAGGGUAUGCUGAAAAUGUAUAAUGCCGAAGUGCUGUCGAAGUUUCCAGUUGUGCAGCAUUUCCCGUUCGGCUCGCUCUUCGCCUGGGAGAAGGACCCUGCAGCGUUGGCCAUAAACGCUUCGGUGCAUACGACAAGCCAGCCCACGAGGCAGACGACGGUGACGCAGUCGAGGAGUGCGCCGCUGCGAGAUGCAAUGCAAGAGGGCAUGCGAGCUCCAUGGGCUGGUGCGCCAACAUGGUCCACAGCAGGAACGGCGGCGCCGUGGGCAACAACACGCGCUCAGUUGCCCGUUCCUGAUGGCCCGAAUCAGCCGACUAGAGCGCCAUGGGUGUCUGCUACAGCAGUGCCGCCGCCCGCUUCAGGAAAUGCAACGGCGGCACCGUGGGCAAGGUCGGGCAGGAAGCCUCCCAGGAAGCCUCCGGCGUAGAAUAUGGAUUGUCCAGCGCUCAACGGCAUGGGAUGCAUCAUGGGGGAUGCAUCAUGGAGGAUUGCAUUGCGGCGGAGUACUGCCAUCAGGGGUCGGUAUCAAGCAAGGGUGGGUCCAGGACGCGUCGUGCCGGGCCAAGCAACGGCGACAGGGCGUGUACA
This is a messenger RNA of Mytilinidion resinicola, 1590 nucleotides long. Its product is annotated as phosphotyrosyl phosphatase activator. Gene Ontology annotation, biological process: mitotic spindle organization. Gene Ontology annotation, cellular component: cytoplasm; protein phosphatase type 2A complex; nucleus. The record is from RefSeq and is a predicted model, not a curated record. Gene Ontology annotation, molecular function: protein tyrosine phosphatase activator activity; peptidyl-prolyl cis-trans isomerase activity. The coding region runs from base 5 to 1429 and encodes 474 amino acids. The transcript has 3 exons. NCBI's taxonomy places the organism in Eukaryota, Fungi, Ascomycota, Dothideomycetes, Mytilinidiales, Mytilinidiaceae.